Messenger RNA from Melanotaenia boesemani (Boeseman's rainbowfish), 2099 nucleotides. RefSeq names its product G2/M phase-specific E3 ubiquitin-protein ligase-like. NCBI's taxonomy places the organism in Eukaryota, Metazoa, Chordata, Actinopteri, Atheriniformes, Melanotaeniidae. The transcript is spliced from 9 exons. Gene Ontology annotation, molecular function: ubiquitin-protein transferase activity. The record is from RefSeq and is a predicted model, not a curated record. Bases 20 to 1969 code for a protein of 649 amino acids.
AAAUGAUCAUCCUCUUCGCAUGCUGAACUCCCAGCCAAGCACCUCAUCUCAUCUUGGCCCUCACAUAGCUUCUGCUCCGCCUCAAAUUUGCACUGGACAAUCAAGAGAAGAUAUGAUCCAGUCCAGGAUGUCUGCCUUAUUUAGGCCAUAUCCCCAAAAAAUUGGAUCCAAAAGAAAUGGCUUAAAAAGACAGUAUCAGACACCAUGGUCUCAUGACUUUUUUUGCCUCUCUGAUCCCGAGUCAGACAUGUCUCCAUCUCUAGAGGAGCGUUGCACUCUCCAGAAUAUGGGCUUGGGAAGAAGAAAAGUGACCUUCCCAAAUAACAAUGGGACGCAUAAAGAUUUCGUUGAAGGUCUCUUCAACGCAUACCCUCAGCUGGCUGAUGCAGGGGGCUUUAAGCUGAUGCGUUGUGGACGGAAUAGAGUAUUGGUUGACAUAGCAAUGCCCUCCUCAGGAUACAGUGUCAGAUAUUUAAGGUUGGAGAGUGGCCUGAACAAGGCCUUAGCCUACAUUGUGCCACUUCAAAGGAAGCUUGUGGACAUUGAGGAGUGUAAACCAAACGAUUUGGAUACUGUGCUGGAGAAGUGCAAAUCCUGCAAUCAGGAUUUCCCCCUCUAUAAACUUGAGAAUCACUUCAAUGAAUGUGAGAGGUCAUACAUUGACUUAACCAAAGAUGAUGAGAAAGAAACUGAAGAUGAAAUCGAGACCGAGGAGGUAGCAGAGGAGACGAGUGGAGAAGAAAGUGAAGAUUUUACACUUCAAGCUGCACUAGAAGAGUCUCUCUUGACUCAACCCCAUCAUUUUCCUGAGCCAGCAACUGAGGAACAGGCCACUUCAGAGUCUAAUGGAAAACACAUUGCAAAUGUUCUCACUGCUCUGGAGAAGGCAAUUGAUUACUGUGAUGGAAGUCCUGCAUCCUACAUUAGUGUUUGCAGAUCUCAUAUUUGGAUGGGUGCCAGAUUGGCCCUCAGCCGGAAGACUUUUCAUCCUCAUUGGCGCAUCAAUGUUAAAUUCAUGGAUGAUGUUGGAGUAGCAGAAGGAGCUGUUGACACAGGAGGACCAAAGCGGGAGUUUUUCACACUUGUUUUGGAUUACCUGCAUGGUAGUGGCCUUUUCGUGGGGCCAGAAAGCAGCAAAUUAUUGACUUUCUCCAGUUCCGCUAUGGAAAAAGAUGACUACUUCUACGCUGGAAUGAUGAUAGCAAUGUCUCUUGUGCAUGGAGGACCUGCGCCCCGGUUCUUCUCCAGAACUCUAUUCCAUGCAAUCACAGGAUCACCCGAAAAGACAACAGUGACCAUUGAUGAAGUUCCAGAUUUGAAACUGAAAGAAAACCUUCAGCGAGUUUUGUCUGGUGAAGUUCCUGAGGACCUUGAAGACAUCAUAGAUAUGGCAGGGUCCCGAUGUAUUAUGGCAACACCUGAAAAUGCUCAACAGAUGGCUCUGGACACUGCGCACUGGUACAUCUUUGGCAGAACACGGUCAGCAUUUGAGAGGUUCAAAGACGGCCUGAAGACCCUGGGUGUUUACUCUGCAAUGUUGGAAAACAAGGAGUCCUUCUUGCAUGUCAUGUGUCAUCAGGACAACCCAAUCACAGCAGAACAGAUCAAAGAAGCAUUCAAACCAGUGCUAAACUCCCCUGGUUCUAACAAACGUUCCACUGAGAACUUGAUCCUCUGUCUGUGGGAGAACUUCAUCUUUGAAGCAGAAGAUGAGGAUUCCGAUGUGUCGCUGGAGAAGAUCCUGUUUUUUUCCACUGGCCUGAAAUCCUUCCCUCCACUUGAUCUGAGGCCCAGUCCAACUCUUUGCUUUCUUCAUGAUGCUGAGGACAGUGGGAAGCUGUCCAGCUACCCAAAAGCAAACACAUGCACAAACCAGCUGUACCUUCCCACAGUUCACAAAACAUAUCAUGAAUUCAAAAACCACAUGGUUUUUGGUAUUUGUGCAAGUGCAGGGUUCGGACUACCAUAGUGGUGUUGGGCUGUUGCUCCAUUGUUCUGGGUUUUAGUGAUGCUGAAUUUAAAAGUUCAUGUCAUAUGUUUGUGCACUGUUAGCAUCUGUAUUUUGACAGCCUACCCUUAAAAGUAACUGUUUGGCUCCA